Lynx canadensis (Canada lynx) is the source of this 787-nucleotide messenger RNA. It is a transcript of the gene NRN1L, whose product is annotated as neuritin 1 like. The transcript is spliced from 3 exons. Gene Ontology annotation, cellular component: plasma membrane. Gene Ontology annotation, biological process: nervous system development; neuron projection extension. The record is from RefSeq and is a predicted model, not a curated record. The coding region runs from base 192 to 701 and encodes 169 amino acids. NCBI's taxonomy places the organism in Eukaryota, Metazoa, Chordata, Mammalia, Carnivora, Felidae.
UGCCUGUGUCCCCAGCUCUUCUCUCUUUGGUCCCUACCCGCCUUUGCCUAUCUCCCUACUGGGGUGGGGCCGCCAGCUGGCUUUGGGCCCCGCCCCCGACUCCCAUCCAAUCACAGGCCCUUCUUCCGGAGGCUGGGCCGAAGGGCUGCGCUUCCAAGCUGCUAGCUCAGGCACUAGGCUCCCAGACGGGGAUGAUGCGCAGCUACUCCUCCUGUCACCACCGCCAGCGACUGCCCCGACCAUCCGGUGUGCUGGGGCUGUUGCUGCUGCUGCUACCACUUGUCCUUGUAUCUCCUCUGGCAGCAGCUGCAACAGGCCCAGGGGGCUGUGACACCAUAUACCAGGGCUUUGCUGAAUGUCUCAUCCGCUUGGGGGACAGCAUGGGCCUGGGAGGCGAACUGGAGACUGUCUGCAGGUCUUGGAAUGACUUCCACAUCUGUGCCUCCCGAGUCCUAUUGCGCUGUCCGGAGGAGGCUGCCGCCGUGUGGGAGUCACUACAGCAAGAAGCUCGCCGCGCCCCACACCCAGAUAACUUGCAUGCUCUGUGUGGCACCCCUGUGCGCAUUAGGGAGCAUGGCAAGGGCCCUGAGACCAACCAGGAGACACUGCAGGCAACAGGGUCUGCACAUAGCCCAGCCCCUGCACCCCCACUGCUGGCAGCUGCUCUGGCACUUGCCUGCCUCCUAGGGCCUCUGGCCUAGCCAGUCUAGUGGAGUAGCGGCACCCCUGCCUCCUACCCUGCUCUGGUGGCUGCUGCUGGGGCUCUGCAGAGUGCCCUUGGCUUUCA